ACUAAGACUAGGGGAAAGUUCAUAUAUUGAAUUCGACGUUCCAGGUCCGUGAUUUUUCUUUCCAAUUCUUGGAUUCGAUUCAACAUCUUUGUUUGUUCACGUUCCAUAAUGGAAAUUUUUUCGUUCAAUUUUGCCACUGUCAACGAAUUAACAUCGACAAAAGUGAGCAUUUCUUCCAUUUUUUGUCUGGCUUCUUCUUCUCCACCUUGAUUGGAAUUAAAAAUCAAUUUGAAUACGUUAUUGCAUCAUAACCAUUACCUAUAAAUUCUACCGUUCCAUAUUUGAUGGAAAAAUCAGCGUCUUUAUAAAGAAUCUGUUCUUUGGGCCAAUCCAAAGGAUCAGUACUCCUCCAUUUAAUAUUAAAAUCACAGAAUUGAAAAAUGUUUAUGAUUUCCAGUUGACCACUUGCAUCACGGAUAAUCGCAUGCCAAGUCAUGAUUAACUUUUUUUCAAACUUGGUCGGUCUUAGAAACUACUUUUUUCCAGAAAAGUAUCCAAAAAGUUAUAUUAAAAUUAACAAAUUGGAGUUGGAUGAGAGUAGUCGAAAAAAAAAUCUCAACUGAAUGACACCUUGAAAGUAGCAUUGAUGAACUUGCAAUAUGUAAACGAUUUGUUUGACAUGGUCAAUAUCGUUAACGGUGAUUUGAAAUUUUUUUCUUUGUUCAACCUUUUUCAACAAUCUUAACCACAAUCGAUGCUAUGUUUUUUCUUUGUUUUUUUUUUAUUAAAAUGGGGUAGAAAUUUGCUCAAAUUUAACCACAAAUGCGGCUGUUUUAUGUUGCUAAAAUCAAAUGACACACACAUUCAAAAUGAACAACAGUCAUGUCAACAUGUCUGAUGCAGUGAUGAGAAGAAUAAAGAUUGAAACAUUAACGACAUGUUUGUUUAUUAUUGAAUUUUUCACCAAUAUUCUACGAUUCGUAGGAUUAGGCCGUCGAUAUUAUAAGAAAGAUAAUCGUAUUGAUGGCAAAAUUGUCUUAAUAACCGGUGCUAAUAGUGGAAUUGGUUUAGAGGCUACUUAUCAGCUAUGUCGACGAGGAGCCAAAGUAGUCAUGUGUUGUCGUGAUGUAGAAAAAGGUCGACAAGCUGCCAAUAAUGUUCGUCGUCGAUUUCGAACAGCCGAUAUAGAUGUGCACCAACUCGAUCUAUCGUCCUUCACAUCGAUUCGUCGAUUUGGUAAAACAUUAGGUGACCAUUAUGACCGAAUAGAUAUAUUGAUCAAUAAUGCCGGCGUUAUGAUGUGUCCCGAACGAACACUAUCAUCGGAUGGUUAUGAAAUACAAUUUGCCACCAAUCAUCUGGGUCAUUUGCUAACACAUUAUGUUUUGCCGUUGAUGAUUGAUUCGGAUGAUGGCCGUAUCAUCAAUGUAAGCACCAUACAUCACAUUAGAGGACGAAUUUUUUUCGAUGAUAUUAAUUUCACGAAAAAACCGUCCUCUUAUGAUCCGGUAGAAGCUUAUUGUCAGAGUAAAUUGGCCAAUGUCCUUUUCACCAGGCAAUUGGCUAAAGAAUUAGAUGAUCGUUCGGAUAAAUUUCCCAAUGUCAAAGUUUACAGUCUGAAUCCAGGAACUAUUAAUACGAAUCUGACUAGACAUAUUCUAGGCUUUAAAAGAAUCAUUUUCAAUAUUAUCGGUUUUCUAUUCAAUCUGGAUGUUUAUUCGGGUGUACAAACGACACUGUUUUGUGCUUUAGAGCCAUCAUUGAAAUAUCAAUCAGGCCAUUAUUACAGCAAUUGUAAAGAAAAUCAUUGCAUAUUCAGUGAAUCAUUAGAUGAUGAAGCAGCUCGACGAUUAUGGACAAUUAGUUGUCAAAUGGUUGGCAUCGAACCGAGCAAAUAUUUUAAAAUUUGAUGUAUGAUGGAAAAAUAAAUUAAAAAAAAAUUUUUUUUGAAAAAAUUCAUUUUAUGUUCAUUUGAAUGCGCAAG
Dermatophagoides farinae (American house dust mite) is the source of this 1924-nucleotide messenger RNA. Lineage: Eukaryota; Metazoa; Arthropoda; Arachnida; Sarcoptiformes; Pyroglyphidae. The record is from RefSeq and is a predicted model, not a curated record.